ACACAACACUCCGCUUCCUCCGCUUGUGGCGAUUGUGGGGAGAUGAUGUGGUGGGGUUGCUGUCGGUGAUAUUGCGACUAAAUAUGUAUGUAUUAGAAAUUAUUUGAGAACUGAUCAAGUGGCAUUUAUUGUAAUCGGUAGUUUAGACCGUGGAAGUGUUUAUAUAUUUUAAUUGAGUAUGGCUGACUCGCGGGGAGAUUCGAGCAGCACCGGAAGUUAUAGGAGUGGAGGGUCGAGGCGUACAAAUGGUGAUAUGAGAGACUACUCUGGCAUGGAUCCAAGAUACCACAAGGAAGCAAAGUACAGUGAUCCACCUAAUUCAAGAUUAUUUAUUGUUUGUGGAAAAUCUAUCACAGAAGAUGAUUUCCGGGAGGCAUUCUCAAAAUAUGGCACUGUCUCAGAAGUAUGGGUCGUCAAAGACCGGGCGACUGGAGAGCCCAAAGGAGUCACAUAUAUCAAGUUUAACAAGACAUCAGAAGCCGCUCUUGCCAUGGAGGAAAUGAACGGGAGGUGUAUCGGGAGUCACCCGCGGCCACUGAAGGUCCUCAUCGCUCACAGUCGGGAGCAGGGCUCGCGGCGGGAGCAGAAUGAGGAGGAGCGGCUGCUGCGUCUGUUCGUCGUGGUCCCGCGCGCCAUGACCGAGUCCGAGCUACGCGAACACUUCAUUACCUUCGGAGACAUCGACUACGUCUCCAUCGUCAAAGAUCGCACAACCAAAGAAAGCAAAGGAUUUGGAUAUGUCAAGUAUCACAGGAUGUCGCACGCCGCCAAGGCGUACGAGAACUGCGACCGGUCGUUCAAGCCGAUGUUCGCCGACCCGAAGCCGGUGCGCGACAUGCGCAACGACGGCAUGAUGCUCUCUGGUCCGGGCAGCUCCGUCUCCUCCUCCGGCUUCGACAUGGCCGCAUACACUCCUCCGUCCGGCAAGAUGGGCUCGCUGCCGCCGAUGGAGGGCGCGCCGCCGGCCGAGGCGUGCACCCGGCUGGCGGUGGUGGCGUCGCCCACGCUCAACCAGGACCAGCUGUGGAAGCUGUUCGACCUGGUGCCCGGCCUGGACUUCAUCGACCUGCGACGAGACAGGAAAUCGGGACAGGGUAUCGCGUCCGUCCAGUUCAGCAAUAUCCAGUCAGCGGCGUACGCCAAGGAGAAGCUGCACGGCUUCGAGUACCCGCCCGGCCACCGGCUCAUCGUCAAGUUCGACCCGUCACACGAUAUGAUGAUGGGUCCCCACUCGCUGAUGCCGCCGCCGCCCAACAUGAUGCCGCGGAUGCCGAUGAUGCCGCCGCCGGCGCCGGGCGGCGUGGGUAACGGCGCGGCGGCGGCCAUGUCGCCGGGCGGCGCCGGGCCGAGGCCGUCCGGCAGUCUGCAGACAGACCUGGCGCACCUGGCCGAGACCAUCGCGCAGGCCACCUCGCUCAUACAGGCGGCCGGCAUCAACCCGCACGCCGCGAGCGGCGGUGGCGGUGGCGGUGGCGCUGACGGCGGCGGCGGCCCGCCGGCCGGACCCGGGCCGGCCGUACCCGGCGGAGUGGUGAUGCCCGAACACUACGACCCGACCUACUGCUCGGCGCGGCUGCCGGCGCCACAGCCGCUGGCCGCGCUCGACUCGACAGUUGCCGAACGGCUGUUCAUCGUGUGCCAUCCGGCGCCGCCGCCGCCGUACACCCUCAAAGACGUCUUCGGCCGCUUCGGCAACCUCAUCGACAUCUACAUCCUGAGCGGGAAGACGUGCGGCUACGCCAAGUACGCCUGCAAAGAGUCGGCCGAGAAGGCCAUCCAGACCCUGCACGGCCAGGAGCUGUGCGGCGCGCGCCUCAAAGUGAUGCCCGCCGAGCCGCAGGACAAGGUCGACACCGGUCGGAAGCGCAUCAAAAUCGACGACCAGCAGUUUUGAGAUAAUCAAAGUGGCACAGGCUCUGACGACAGAGAGACUCACUGCGACUGGGCCGACGCGCGCGCUGACAGCCCCGACCUGACGGCACGUGCCGACCGCCCUCGGACCGGCUGACAGAGAGACGGAGGCGGCUGACCGCACCCACUCACACACACACACAUACACGGUCACCAGUACUGGCCGACACGCACCUCACCCACACGACACACGCUCGUACACGUACGGAUAGCGACGCGCGAUAGAUGUAGAUGUAGUGAACCUCUCCUCGUUUUCUCUUUCUCUCCCUCUGAGCUAGGCGCGUGACGGGAACGGGUGGCUGGGCUCCCGCGUGCCGCUUUCCUCGACUGUGGUGUUGCUGUGGACAGAGACGCAGACCGCGGCGGCCGCGCGGCCGCUGGGUACCUUUGUGUUGCUGGACGGGGACUGGCCUGGGGCCGGGGCGCUGGGAGGGACGGUGGCCGGUGUGCGGGCCCUGGUCGGGCCGGCGGACUGGGACGGUCAGACCCGACUGCUGACUAGAGCCGCUGCGACCGGCCGGAGCCGCACGGCCGACCAGACAAUGUUUUCUGUGUAUACGUUUAGACUGUGGCGGCCCGGAGUGCCGGGACCCACCGGGCCCGGGCGCACCGAGCCGCCGUUAGCUGUAAGGAGCUCCAGGACGGACCGCACCGACCGACCGCACUGGACGCCGCGGGGCCGACGCCGCUCGCUCCGGAACCUAGAUAUUAAGCUGUACGACUUCUCUACGUGAACGUCCAAUACACGGCGAGCCUGUGCCGAC
Messenger RNA from Amphibalanus amphitrite, 2675 nucleotides. RefSeq names its product RNA-binding protein 45-like. Bases 179 to 1894 code for a protein of 571 amino acids. Gene Ontology annotation, molecular function: RNA binding. The record is from RefSeq and is a predicted model, not a curated record. NCBI's taxonomy places the organism in Eukaryota, Metazoa, Arthropoda, Thecostraca, Balanomorpha, Balanidae. The transcript has 11 exons.